Molecule: messenger RNA, 1530 nt
Organism: Miscanthus lutarioriparius
Lineage: Eukaryota; Viridiplantae; Streptophyta; Magnoliopsida; Poales; Poaceae
Source: the annotation of a GenBank genome assembly
AUGGGGUGGAAGGUGGCGUCAGGGGGUAAGGCGGCAGCGGCGGCGGCGCCCGGCGGCGACAAGCUCAGGUUCCCUCCCUCCUCCUCCGCCACCGCCGCGCGGUCGCGGAUGAAGCUCUGGCUGGUGCGCGCCACCACCACGGUGCUGCUCUGGACCUGCGUCGUGCAGCUCACCGCCGUCGGGGACACCUGGGGCCCAAGGGUGCUCAAGGGCUGGCCUUCCUGCCUCACGCCGCACGAUGAGGAGGCGGCCGCCGCCGCCUCGCGCCCGCGGCCUCUCGUCGACAGGGCCGCCGCGCUGCCGCCCAAAAGAAUAUAUAGGAACAAUGGUUACUUGAUGGUUUCGUGCAAUGGUGGGCUUAACCAAAUGCGAGCUGCAAUAUGUGACAUGGUUGUAAUUGCAAGAUAUUUGAAUGUCACUUUAGUUGUGCCAGAGUUGGAUAAGACUUCGUUUUGGAAUGAUCCAAGUGAGUUCCAAGAUAUAUUUGAUGUCGAGCACUUUAUAACCUCAUUACGAGGUGAAGUUCGUAUUCUGAGAGAGUUACCCCCAAGGGUAAAGAGAAGAGUUGAACUUGGAAUGUUUCAUUCCAUGCCUCCAAUAAGUUGGUCUGAUAUCUCCUACUAUCAAAAUCAGAUUCUUCCUUUGAUUCGUAAGUACAAGGUUCUCCAUCUUAAUAGAACUGAUGCCAGGCUAGCAAACAAUGGUCUACCAAUGGAGAUUCAGAAACUGCGAUGCCGAGUAAAUUAUGCCUCUCUCAGAUUUACCCCACAAAUUGAAGAGUUGGGCAAGCGAGUAAUUAGAAUUCUUCACCAAAAUGGACCUUUCUUGGUACUUCAUUUACGUUAUGAAAUGGAUAUGCUGGCUUUUUCUGGCUGUACACAAGGUUGCAGUACUGAGGAGGCAGAAGAACUCACAAGAAUGAGGUAUGCUUAUCCAUGGUGGAAAGAAAAAGUGAUUGACUCAGACUUGAAAAGAAAAGAUGGCCUUUGCCCAUUGACGCCUGAGGAGACUGCUCUUGUCCUCAGAGCACUUGACAUCGAUAGAAGUAUGCAAAUAUACAUUGCUGCUGGGGAAAUAUACGGUGGAAAGCGCAGGAUGGCUGUUCUAACUUCAGCGUACCCGAAUGUGGUGAGGAAGGAGACACUUUUGGAACCUUCUGAUCUGAUGUUUUUCCAGAACCAUUCAUCACAAAUGGCAGCACUGGAUUACUUAGUAUCUUUAGAAAGUGAUAUAUUUGUUCCAACAUAUGAUGGAAAUAUGGCUAAAGUCGUUGAGGGUCAUCGGAGAUUCAUGGGUUACAAGAAGACAGUCUUGUUAGACCGAAAACUCAUUGUUGAGCUAGUGGACCAGUACACAAAUGGUUCUCUGCGAUGGGAUGAGUUCUCUGCAUUGAUCAAGGUUGCCCACGCAAAGCGGAUGGGAUCAGCUUCAAAGAGGAUUGUGAUUCCUGACAGGCCCAAGGAAGAGGACUAUUUCUAUGCCAAUCCCCAAGAAUGCCUCCAGGAUCAUGAUCUUUUGCAAACCUUGUAA